AUGGAAGAGGAUUCACCCACACCAUUCGAGGAUGCCCUGGAGAGAACUGGGAAUGGACGCUAUAACUAUUUGCUGGCUGCGACCUGUGGUCUGGUUCUCCUGGGUAUGGGAACCGACAUGUUCGGCUUCGGAUUGGUCGUGGCUUCAGCUUGUGAUCUCAACAUCACAGUCUCUCAGAAAGGGAUACUUACAUCACUGCCGUUUAUCGGUAUCCUGCUAGUGUCGUAUAUAUGGGGCUACAUAUCAGACACUCGCGGCCGGCGGUUCUCCCUGAUCAUCUCAGUCCAGGCUGGGUUCCUCCUCUCCUGCCUCGCCAGCAUCACCACCAACUGGUUAUUCCUGGCCUUCGUUAAGUUCUUUUCAGUUUGUUUCUCCUGUGCUAUCAAUUCCGUAGCUUACACCCUGGUGGGCGAGUCGUGUGUUCAGCGAGUGAGAAGCAAGUACAUGUUGAUGAUGACCUGCUUCGUCGUGCUAUCUCCUGGAAUAGCUGCCCUGUUAACAUACCCAACUCUGUCACUGAACUUCGAAAGUGAUGUACCUCUAUUAGGGAUCAAGUUUACUCCAUGGCGUCUCCUUAUGAUAGUACUGGCGAUACCCAUGGGCAUUGGGGGAAUUGUCAUCUGCUAUUUCCACGAAUCUCCCAAGUUUCUAGUCAACGUCGGUAGACAGGAGGAGGCAUUAGAAGUCUUGAGGUCCAUCUAUGCGAUUAACAACAGGAAAUCUCGUGUCAAGAGUGAUUUUCAGGUAAAAUCAAUAUACCUGGAAGAUUCGGUGUGCACGAAGGAUUAUUCGUUAUUGAAGAAAGCCUACGAGCAGAGUGCACCGUUGUUCAGACCUCCUCUUCUGUGGCGAACCUGUCAGCUGUUCUUCAUAGUCUCAGUUAUAUAUUUCACUAACAACAGUCUCCUGGUGUGGCUUCCAUACGUUCUGAAUAUGUUAAAAGUGACUCAGUCACAGGCAGAUUACACCAAAGGUGAUGUCUGUACACUCAUCUCCGUUAAACCUGAACCUGACAAUUAUACAAUAGAAGCUAAUCAUACUAAGAUUACUCCAGAUAUUUGUUUGGGUUAUAUUGAAGACAACGUGAUCAUAACCCUCGUGGCGUCAGCGAUGGUCUAUUCGUUCUUAAACUUCGCGCUGUCCUACCUCAUGAGGUGGAGACGCGUGGUGUUGAUUUCCAUCCUCGUUAUAUCUGCAUUGAGUGGAGCUCUAUUGAAUCUGAUGCCGGAGCCUAUCUCCAGCGUGUUUCUAUUCAUGGCAUUCUCUUGCACCAAUCAGGCUAUGGGCAUUAUGGCGGCGUAUUUCGUGGAAUUAUAUCCAACAUCUUGCAGGGGUAUGGCUUCCUGCCUCAGCAUCAUGGUGGGUCGAACAAGCACGUUCGUUGGUAUCAACGUGGUUGGUAACCUCAUCUUCUAUCACUGCCACAUCACAUUCUAUAUAUGGUCGCUGGUGGUGUUCAGUAGCGCGAUUGCUGCGUGGUUCCUACCCCCCGACAAACCACUGCCAAGCAGAACGUAA
Messenger RNA from Danaus chrysippus (African queen), 1518 nucleotides. The record is from the annotation of a GenBank genome assembly. Lineage: Eukaryota; Metazoa; Arthropoda; Insecta; Lepidoptera; Nymphalidae.